AUGCGGCUAGCUUUCAUCGCCGGCCUCGCGUUGGCCUGCUGCCUCAAUGUUGUUCGGGCCAAUACCGAAAAGGUCAUAUUUCUUGGCCCCGAGACGGUCAAUGUUCCGGCUACGCCACCGACACUCGAUGAUCUUCGUUUAGAAGUCCUCACGCCCGAUGAGUGGUCCAAACGGGUGCAAUUGCCAGCGUCCUUUCCAACUUCGGACUCUCCUUUGGGGACGACGUCCUGGCUGCUGCUCACAAACUUGACCCAAGGUCAGCGUUAUGAACUCCGAGUUUGUUGGUCGGCCACGCAACCCACUGCGUUCGCGCUCGAUGUCUUUGAGUUGCCCGCCGUAUGGGAUACUCCGAAACUCAUCUCGUCAUUGGCAACUUACGCAUUCUCGCGUCAAUCUGAUCAAGACGAUGCCGGCACACACAAGGCCUCGCAAAACAGAAACCGAGAGCAGGAGAAUUCACUACUGUUUCUUCGGGUUUCAGCCUCGGCAGACUAUUUCACAGACAACGACACACUCAUGGCCCAGGUCGAGCCCGUCAGCGUUGACCUAAUCCUCGAUCCGUUCUUGUUCAAUGUUUUGUCACGAUCCUUGGUGCCUACCGUCGCUUACGUCGUCCUCGUGGCGGUUUCGGCUUGGUUCCUAUCUAAACGCAUUCUUGCUUGGAUUCAACCGGUGCUCGCCGCUGAAGGCCAGUCCACGGAAAAGAAGAAGAGGCUCUGA
Colletotrichum phormii is the source of this 720-nucleotide messenger RNA. RefSeq lists its product as uncharacterized. Gene Ontology annotation, cellular component: endoplasmic reticulum membrane; mannosyltransferase complex. The record is from RefSeq and is a predicted model, not a curated record. NCBI's taxonomy places the organism in Eukaryota, Fungi, Ascomycota, Sordariomycetes, Glomerellales, Glomerellaceae. Gene Ontology annotation, molecular function: mannosyltransferase activity. The coding region runs from base 1 to 720 and encodes 239 amino acids. The transcript has 2 exons. Gene Ontology annotation, biological process: GPI anchor biosynthetic process.